Messenger RNA from Prorocentrum cordatum, 1863 nucleotides. NCBI's taxonomy places the organism in Eukaryota, Dinophyceae, Prorocentrales, Prorocentraceae. The record is from the annotation of a GenBank genome assembly.
GAGGUCGACGAACAGAUGCUUAAUGUGCAGAACAAAAACUCUUCAUACUUUGUGGAGUGGAUUCCUAACAACAUCAAGGCUUCAGUGUGCGACAUCCCCCCAAAGGGCCUCAAGAUGGCAGUUGCCUUCGCAGGUAAUUCAACAGCGAUUCAGGAAAUGUUCAAGCGUGUAGCAGAGUACUUCACGGCGAUGUUCCGGCGCAAGGCCUUCCUGCACUGGUACACCGGCGAGGGCAUGGACGAGAUGGAGUUCACCGAGGCGGAGAGCAACAUGAACGACCUUGUCUCGGAGUACCAGCAGUACCAGAUGCCCUCUGAUAAGACGAUCGGAGGCGGCGACGAUGCCUUCAACACGUUCUUCUCCGAGACUGGCGCCGGCAAGCACGUCCCCCGCUGUGUGAUGGUCGACCUAGAGCCCACUGUGGUCGAUGAAGUACGCACGGGUACAUACCGUCAGCUGUUCCACCCUGAGCAGCUCAUCUCGGGCAAGGAGGACGCCGCGAACAACUUCGCGCGAGGCCACUACACCAUCGGCAAGGAGAUCGUCGACCUCGUCCUGGAUCGGAUCAGGAAGUUGGCCGACAACUGCACUGGCCUCCAGGGCUUCAUGAUCUACAAUGCCGUCGGCGGAGGCACCGGCUCCGGGCUCGGUUGCCUGAUGCUGGAGCGCUUGUCUGUGGAUUACGGGAAGAAGACGAAGUGCUCUUUCACUGUGUGGGCGUGCCCGCAGGUCGCCACGGCAGUGGUGGAGCCCUACAACACUGUUCUCUGCGUGCACUCCCUCCUGGAGCACACAGAUGUCACCAUCAUGUAUGACAACGAGGCAUUGUACGAUAUAUGCCGCCGCAACCUUGACAUCGAGCGCCCUACUUACACCAACCUCAACAGGCUGCUGGCGCAGAUCAUCUCCUCGCUGACUGCGUCGUUGCGCUUCGACGGUGCUCUGAACGUGGACAUCACCGAGUUCCAGACGAACUUGGUGCCCUACCCACGCAUCCACUUCAUGCUCUCCAGCUAUGCACCCGUGAUCUCUGCGGAGAAGGCGUACCAUGAACAGCUUUCAGUGGCGGAGAUCACCAUGUCCGUCUUCGAGCCCGCAUCCAUGUUCGUGAAGUGCGACCCUCGUCAUGGCAAGUACAUGGCAUGCUGUAUGAUGUACCGCGGAGACGUAGUGCCCAAAGAUGUGAACGCUGCGGUAGCUACUAUAAAGACCAAGCGCACCAUUCAAUUCGUGGAUUGGUGCCCCACGGGCUUCAAGUGCGGCAUCAACUAUCAGCCUCCCACAGUGGUCCCUGGUGGCGACCUGGCCAAAGUCAUGCGCGCCUGCUGCAUGAUCAGCAACUCCACCGCCAUCGCAGAGGUCUUCUCGCGCAUCGACCACAAGUUCGACCUCAUGUACUCGAAGCGCGCGUUCGUGCACUGGUAUGUGGGCGAGGGCAUGGAGGAGGGCGAGUUCUCCGAGGCUCGCGAGGACCUGGCGGCGCUGGAGAAGGACUACGAGGAGGUGGGCAUCGAGACCGCAGAGGGCGAGGGCGAGGGGGGCGGGAACGAUAGCAUGAAUGACAUCGCAGAGGUUUUUGCCGACUUGCUCAACGGCGUGUCGCGGGCCCCGGCAAAGUUCUGGGAAGUAAUCUCUGAUGAACAUGGUAUAGAUCCUACAGGCACUUAUCAUGGAGAUUCCGACCUCCAGCUCGAGCGCAUCAACGUCUACUACAAUGAGGCCACAGGGGGCCGCUAUGUUCCGCGCGCCUUGCUGAUGGAUUUGGAACCAGGCACCAUGGACAGCGUCCGUGCUGGACCUUUUGGCCAGCUUUUCCGUCCAGACAACUUCCGGUGGCGGAUUUGGUCAGACUGGCGCAGGUAA